UUGUCACUCACGUGAGCUCGCCUCUAUUUAUAACGCUGUGGUGCCGGCCACCUCACUCCGCACCGCACCUCUUCCCUUCCCUUCUCCCAAACAGGACAGACAAACCUCGCCUCCCUCUCUAGGUCGCUUAACAAUGGGUGCUGGAGGGCGUAUGUCCGUACCCCCUGCAGAGAAGGCGGCAAAAUCUGACAUUGUCCAACGAGUUCCGCACACAAAGCCUCCAUUUACGCUCGGUGAUAUCAAGAAAGCCAUUCCACCCCAUUGUUUCAAGCGAUCCAUUCCUCGUUCAUUUUCCUAUGUCGUAUAUGACCUUGUCUUUGCCUCUCUGUUUUACUAUGUCGCCACAAACUACAUCCAUCAGCUCCCCCACCCACUCUCCUACCCUGCCUGGAUUCUAUAUGGGAUAUGUCAAGGUUGCAUCCUAACUGGUGUUUGGGUCAUCGCUCAUGAAUGUGGCCACCAUGCCUUUAGUGACUACCAAUGGCUUGACGACACUGUCGGCCUAAUCCUGCACUCAUUCCUCCUAGUGCCGUUCUUCUCUUGGAAGUACAGCCACCGUCGCCACCACUCAAACACUGGCUCACUCGAGCGGGAUGAGGUGUUUGUCCCCAAGGUCAAGACAGGGGUCAGCUGGGCUGCCAAGUACAUGAACAACCCACCUGGCAGACUCAUCACCCUUGUUGUCCAGCUCACUCUAGGCUGGCCUCUGUAUCUUAUGUUCAACGUUUCUGGAAGGCCUUAUGACCGGUUUGCAUGCCACUUCGACCCAAACAGCCCUAUCUACUCUGAUCGUGAACGUGCUCAGAUAUUCAUCUCUGAUGCAGGCAUUCUUGCCGUCACCUAUGGACUAUACCGUCUGUCUGUAGCCAAAGGACUUGCCUGGGUUCUCUGUGUCUAUGGUGGUCCAUUACUCGUGGUUAAUGGAUUCCUUGUCUUGAUCACUUUCUUGCAGCACACACACCCUUCCCUCCCUCACUACGACUCAUCAGAGUGGGACUGGCUACGCGGGGCCCUAUCCACAGUCGACAGAGAUUAUGGUAUUCUCAACACUGUCUUCCAUAACAUAACGGAUACCCAUGUUGCACAUCAUCUGUUCUCGACCAUGCCGCACUACCAUGCAAUGGAGGCGACAAAGGUUAUCAAACCAAUCCUGGGAAAGUACUACCAGUUCGAUGGGACGCCAGUUUUUAAGGCCAUGUUCAGAGAGGUGAAGGAAUGCAUCUAUGUCGAGCCCGAUGAAGGCGAGGAGAACAAAGGUGUGUUCUGGUACAAUAACAAGCUUUAGAGUUGUGGAAGCAAUGUAGGAAAUGCAGUUUCUGGGCUCUGUUUGUUGUAGGAGAUUCUGCUUUGUCUAUGGUUUAAACUUUAAAGUCUAGGUUUGUGUUGGUUGCUUGUGCGUUCCAAAAAGGUCUUUGUUUUCAUGUCAGUUGAGUUAGACUUAUUAGAACUGUUGUGUUCUAUUUAAGUCUUGGUUUAUGUUGGAUGGAAAUAAGACUGUAAUAACUAUUUAUGUAUUGUUGUCUUAAGCCGGAA
Molecule: messenger RNA, 1533 nt
Organism: Salvia hispanica
Lineage: Eukaryota; Viridiplantae; Streptophyta; Magnoliopsida; Lamiales; Lamiaceae
Product: delta(12)-fatty-acid desaturase FAD2
Biological process (GO): lipid metabolic process
Molecular function (GO): oxidoreductase activity, acting on paired donors, with oxidation of a pair of donors resulting in the reduction of molecular oxygen to two molecules of water
Source: RefSeq, a predicted model, not a curated record